AUGAGUUCAAACCUCAGGAAACUCCGUUUUAUGCAAAAGUCUGAUGAAAAACCUCAAACAACCACAGAAAAAGUAGUUAAUACACUAAUUGGAGACAAAUCUAUCUGGAUUCGUGAAGGUUUUGAGGAAAUUCAUAAAUUCCAUGACGAGAAGGCCGAUCAUAAACAGAAGUAUCCUAAAAUUAGAUACAUGACCAGGAGAUCCUACAAUGGAGCGAAUCCAUCUACUGAGGGGUUUAUGCAGAAACUUAAAAAGAAAACCACAACUCAAACAAAUAAACAGAAUGUGUAG
Messenger RNA from Theileria parva strain Muguga, 291 nucleotides. RefSeq lists its product as uncharacterized. NCBI's taxonomy places the organism in Eukaryota, Apicomplexa, Aconoidasida, Piroplasmida, Theileriidae. The coding region runs from base 1 to 291 and encodes 96 amino acids. The record is from RefSeq and is a predicted model, not a curated record. The transcript is spliced from 2 exons.